This is a messenger RNA of Perognathus longimembris pacificus (Pacific pocket mouse), 1435 nucleotides long. It is a transcript of the gene Naaa, whose product is annotated as N-acylethanolamine acid amidase. The transcript is spliced from 11 exons. Gene Ontology annotation, cellular component: lysosome. Lineage: Eukaryota; Metazoa; Chordata; Mammalia; Rodentia; Heteromyidae. The coding region runs from base 34 to 1104 and encodes 356 amino acids. Gene Ontology annotation, biological process: fatty acid metabolic process. The record is from RefSeq and is a predicted model, not a curated record. Gene Ontology annotation, molecular function: fatty acid amide hydrolase activity.
CGGUGCGGUCGGGGUGCGGCCGGGACGGGAGCCAUGCGGGGCGCGGGGCCGCCGUGGCCGCUGCUCCUCCUCCUCCUCCUCCUCCUCCUCGGGCCCGCGCUGCCGGCCCGGGCCGCGGCCCCCGCGCCGCCGCGGCUCAACGUGAGCCUGGACGCGGCCCCCGGGGCGCGCUGGCUGCCGGUGCUGCGGGCCUUCGACCCGGCCCUGCUGCGCUCCGCCGUGCUGCAGAUCAUCCGGGCCCGGGUUCCGGACUGGGUGCUGGCGCUGCUGGGCUCGGCGUCCGCGGAGCUGCCGCGCCUGCUACCCGGGCCGUACGCGGAGGAGAUCCGCGGCGUCUGCGACUUCCUGCACCUGCGCCUGGCCGACGGCCUGCUGGUCAACCUGGCCUACGAGUCCUCCGCGUUCUGCACCAGCAUCGUGGCCCAGGACUCCGCAGGCCGCAUCUACCACGGGCGGAACCUGGACUAUUCCUUCGGGGACAUCCUGCGCCAGCUGACCGUCGAUGUGCAGUUCUUGAAAAAUGGCCAGGUCGCGUUCACGGGGACCACGUUCGUGGGCUACGUGGGGCUGUGGACCGGGCAGAGUCCAUACAAGUUCACGGUCUCUGGCGACGAGCGAGAUAAAGGCUGGUGGUGGGAGAACGCGGUGGCGGCGCUGCUCCGGGGCCACUCUCCGAUCAGCUGGCUUCUCCGCACGACGCUGAGCGAGGCGGAAAGCUUCGAGGCAGCCGUGUUCAGACUGGCCAAGACCCCCCUCAUCGCCGACGUUUACUUCAUCGUGGGGGGCACGGCCCCCCGGGAGGGGGUGGUCAUCACCAGGAACAGAGGGGGCCCGGCAGACAUUUGGCCGCUGGAUCCUCUGAACGGGGCGUGGUUCCGAGUGGAGACAAAUUACGACCACUGGAAGCCCGCGCCCAAGCGAGAUGACCGCAGAACUCCUGCCAUCAAAGCCCUGAAUGCCACGGGGCAGGCGCACCUCAGCCUGGAGGCGCUUUUCCAGGUUUUGUCGGUGGUUCCGGUGUAUAACAACUACACCAUUUACACGACUGUAAUGAGCGCCACCAGCCCAGACAAGUACACGACGAGGGUCAGACACCUGAGCUGAGGUCAGUGUUUAAAGAAUGAAACACCUGAAGAGAGUGAGACACCUGUCAUCCUAACUAUUCAGGAAGCUGAGAUCUGAAGAUGGUGGUUCCAAGCCAGCCCAGGCAGACAAACCCAGAGACUCUUAUCUCCAAUUAAACAUCAAAAAGCCGGAAGUGGAGGGGGGACUCAAGUGGUUGUGCUCCAACUUUGAGUGAAAAAAAGCUAAGAAACAGCACCUAGGCCCUGAGUUCAAGCUCUGCUAUCAGCACAUACAAGCAAAAGAAACCCUUGUAGAGGUGUACUUUUCAUUUUUUGGAGACCUGUACUUGAAUAAAGAACACAAGGUGGGA